Molecule: messenger RNA, 2354 nt
Organism: Stereum hirsutum FP-91666 SS1
Lineage: Eukaryota; Fungi; Basidiomycota; Agaricomycetes; Russulales; Stereaceae
Exons: 6
Coding region: 1-2229 (742 amino acids)
Biological process (GO): proteolysis
Molecular function (GO): cysteine-type endopeptidase activity
Source: RefSeq, a predicted model, not a curated record
AUGUUCGCUCUCAUCAUCGGAGUUCAUGUGUACCAGAACCCGAGCACCAUCAUGCAACCGUUGCCUGGCGCUUGCGCAGACGUCAAGUCCAUGAAGGCGUUUUUGCUCAGCAGGAACGUUCAAGAAGGGCGCAUUAGGAUGCUUCGCAACAAGGAAGCCACCAACGCUAGGAUCAUCCAAGAGCUGGACAGCCUUGCGAGCAGCGAGGACAUCAAGAGUAACAGCCCUAUCCUCAUUUAUUUUGCAGGGCACGGAACAAGGGCCUUCGCAAGGGGUGGCUCGUCCAAGAUAGAAAUGCUUUGUCCAUACGACUUCAUUCCAGCGGAGAAUGAAGGACGGAAAGAUACAGUCUACGGGAUCCUCGACAUCACGCUCGCCGAACACUUGAACAAGAUUUCUUUAGCGAAAGGCAAUAAUGUCACUGUCGUCCUAGAUUGCUGUCAUUCUGGAUCAGGAACACGCAAGGUCAGAGACUCCGCCACGACGGUUCGCGGUGUCAUGCUCCCUGAGUCUACGCAGGCGGAUAUCCUUGGGACCGGUACUCGCGGAAGCGGCCUGCCCAAGUCAGACGCCGAUCGGGAAUAUACGAAAUCAGCCAAGGAUAGACUUCUCGGGUCAUUCUCACAUGUCCUACUGGCGGCUUGUAGUGCACAACAGUCCAGCAGUGAGGCUCUUGUAGGCGGGAAGUUCACAACCGCUUUGCUCAAAGUCCUUCAAGGGUCGGGGACGGACCAGCUGACGUACAGGAGGCUAAUAGAGAACCUUGAAAGCAUCCCCGAACAAUACCCUCAGUGCGAAGGCUUCAAUAGGGACAGACAUAUCUUCACCACCCAUACCCCCAUCCCCGAGCACAACUUCUACAAGGUCACGCUCUCCCCGAGAACAUACCAGUUCACGUUCGACAGAAGUUCCAGCGUACGAUCCAGGGAUGCAUACGAAAUCUAUGACCGCUCUGUCCUCAUCAAGGGUACCCCGCCGCUUUGCACGGUCACUGUGGACCACAUUAUCGACUCUACCGCCGUGAUCAUCGUAGAACAUACCGACAUUAGCGAACGAACAAAUGCGUUACUCGAUUCGGCCGAGUCAUCGAGAAAAGGCUAUGCCUUGACUCGAACCACAACCUAUCAACUACCUGCUGGAGAAGCAUACGGAAUAGUUGUGGGUUCCAAAUUCAACGUCCACACGCGCUGCGACAUAAAGUCGGGAGUGAUCGGAAGCUUCAUUGCUCAAUCCGUGACAAACCGUACCGCCGUCCUCGUGCAGACAAGGUCUCCCGCCGAUACCAAAGACCCCGCAUCGGUAGCAUGGGGAAUACAGACACAACUAGGCCCAGGAAAGGAGUUCCAUUUGGGCAUUCCGGAAGAGCUCUCGUACAUCGCUAGGAUCGUGGAGGGAAAGCUCCUCGGAAAGUACAAAAACAUUCCCGUCAAAAUCCAUACACCUCCCGGAGACGACACGAAGCUAACAUUGGUGAAGCGCCAUGGCAACACAAUCGCCUUCGAGCAUCACGAAGGUGUGGCCCGAGAAAACGGACAUACGCAUCUUUAUAAACAAGUUCGCUGCGGGCUCGAGAAGCUCACUCCGGCACUCCGUGCCAAUGCUAACUCAGAUCCCGCCAUCAUUGCUAUAUCCGGUGCCGCUGACUUCUUUAUGUACCUCCAUCGCAGCCCUCCGUUAAAUCCUUUCUUCGAGGAGGGUAAGGAGAAGGUCAUCUUGGAGUGCUACGAGCUACUGGACGAUGGGAUCGACCUCAUACCAGAAGACCCUCCGAAAAACCUCAUCAGUAAUCGUAAGCUGGAGUUGGAAGAUAGGCAAGGGGAUCCCCAACCAUAUGGCUUCAGGAUUGUCAAUAAGUCCAAUACCUCUCUCUACGCGGCUCUGUUCUAUUUUGACAUGAGCAGCCUUAGCAUCACAUGCUACCAUCAGCCAGGUGCUGCCAGAGAUGGCCAUGCCGACUACACGGUGCCGGCUCAAGAUUCACUUACGAUCGGUUAUGGACAAGGUGGUGGUGGACUUCCGCGACAAUACCGCGUACGGCAAGGUCAAAGCGUGGACGUCGGCUUUCUGAAGCUCUUUGUUUCUUCGCAGUGGGUAGACUACUCGGGCAUUGCACAAGGGUCACCCUUGGUAGGUGCCAAGCGCCAAGAUUUGGUGCACGAGCGCAAGUCCUCUCCGUGGGAUGCACUUCUUGUGCCGCUGGUACAGCGGACGAACAACGGAGGAACGUAAAAAUGACCGAAUCGUGUCCGCGCCAGUAUCUUCGUUGACGAAGUUUCAAUUUAACUGUGGAAGACAGAAGUGAAGAAGUAUCCUGAUGAUGUACUACUAGUGAUUGGGAACCUAGCACAAAUGUG